UCUAAAAAUUGAUGCUUUUCCUGACAUGUUCAUGCAUUCUUUCAGGGUCAGCUUUGGAAUUCACCUCUUAAAUUUUGUAUUUUCUUUUCUUUUCUAGGCCUGAGAAGAUGGCCAAAUUACCUGUUAUUUUAGGCAACCUAGACAUUACAAUUGAUAAUGUUUCCUCAGACUUUCCCAAUUAUGUUAAUUCAUCAUACAUCCCCAUGAAACAGUUUGAACACAGUAGCAAAACUCUAGUCACGUUUGAAGUAGAAGAGUUUGUUCCCUGUAUACCAAAACAUACUCAGCCUUUCACCAUCUACAAUAAUCACCUUUAUGUUUAUCCCAAGUCCUUGAAAUAUGACAGUCAAAAGUCUUUUGCAAAGGUGAGUGAAAAGAUACUCCUGCAGAAUUCUCACUGCGGGUUCCAAAGCUGCUUUUCAGAUUUGGGUCUUUCCUUAUGGUCCUUCUUCUGAA
Messenger RNA from Gracilinanus agilis (Agile Gracile Mouse Opossum), 456 nucleotides. Its product is annotated as dedicator of cytokinesis protein 9-like. Gene Ontology annotation, biological process: small GTPase-mediated signal transduction; positive regulation of GTPase activity. The record is from RefSeq and is a predicted model, not a curated record. Gene Ontology annotation, molecular function: guanyl-nucleotide exchange factor activity. NCBI's taxonomy places the organism in Eukaryota, Metazoa, Chordata, Mammalia, Didelphimorphia, Didelphidae. The transcript is spliced from 2 exons. The coding region runs from base 108 to 455 and encodes 115 amino acids.